AUCAUUGAAACGUUUGUGGUAACUUUUUUUUUAAGCAGCAUGGCAAUAAAGACAUUUAAAAUGUCACAAAAUAUGUCUAUUUCAAACCUUUUGAAAAAGAUAUAAAUAUUAAGCAGUAGUAGCCCAUAUAUGGUAGUGCAUGAAUAUAAGAAAUCAUUUGAAUGUUUGUGAUGCUGAAAUCAUAUUCUCUGUUGUGUAGGUGUAAACAUGUCGAAUUCAAUGGUAGUCAUGCAGCCCCAGCCUGUUAUGGUCUCCAGAGAUUCAGAUCAGUGGGGGUCUGGUAUCUGUGACUGUUGCAAUGACGUUCCUGAAUGUUGCUUUGCUUACUGGUGUUUCUCGUGUUUCACAUGCAUAAUAGCAAAGGAAUACGGUGAGUGUUUAUGUCUCCCCCUUUUGGAUGUCUGUGGCAUCGUCCCACCUAUAACAAUGUCCAUAAGGGUCUCAAUGCGCCAGCGUUAUGGCAUUGAGGGAGACAUGUGUAAUGACUGCUUGGUGGCCACAUUCUGCAGAGCUUGUGUUUGGUGUCAGAUGUCACGAGAGAUGAAAGCACGAGAUCUACAGGUCACUCUUGUUGGUGCAAGGAAUUUGUAAUGUGUUUUGAAGCAGCUGUGGUGUUGUGUAAAUAAUCCUGACACACGGCUGAUAUUUAAAAAGUCCUUUUUAUAGCAUUAAGAUGAGUAAAACUGCAGAUGCAAAUAAAAAACAGCAGAUCUGACUAGUAAGAUAAGAAUAGUUACUAGUAGUGAUUACAAAAGGUACUAGUGCCUAAUGAAUAACUAUAUUACUAAUAUUAAUACCUUUUGGCCUUCAUUUCAAAUAAAGAAAAUGUUGAAAAUGUCUGAAAACCAAGGUUUGGAUUGUUGGGUGCCCUGUACAGAACAUAAGUGUGAAAAACAUUCAGUGUCUGCAGCACCAGUGUGCCCUGAACAGAACAUAAAUGUAAAAACAUUCAGUGUCUGUAGCACCAGUGUGCCCUGUAC
This is a messenger RNA of Carassius auratus (goldfish), 980 nucleotides long. Its product is annotated as cornifelin homolog B-like. NCBI's taxonomy places the organism in Eukaryota, Metazoa, Chordata, Actinopteri, Cypriniformes, Cyprinidae. The transcript is spliced from 3 exons. Bases 208 to 591 code for a protein of 127 amino acids. The record is from RefSeq and is a predicted model, not a curated record.